Pezoporus occidentalis (night parrot) is the source of this 2279-nucleotide messenger RNA. Its product is annotated as cryptochrome DASH-like. The coding region runs from base 119 to 1684 and encodes 521 amino acids. Gene Ontology annotation, biological process: photoreactive repair. The transcript has 14 exons. Lineage: Eukaryota; Metazoa; Chordata; Aves; Psittaciformes; Psittacidae. Gene Ontology annotation, molecular function: FAD binding; damaged DNA binding; deoxyribodipyrimidine photo-lyase activity. The record is from RefSeq and is a predicted model, not a curated record.
AGCGGGGGGGCUGAGCGGUCCGGGCUGAGGAGAGCAAAGCUGAGUUGGGCUGAGGGGGCCGCGCUGAGAGAGAACAGAGCCGGCCCGGGUGAGGCGGGACCGGCCCCGCGGAGGCACCAUGUCGGGGUCGGCGAGGACGGCCAUCUGCCUGCUGCGCUGCGACCUGCGUGCCCACGAUAACCAGGUGCUCCACUGGGCUCAGAGUAACGCUGAUUUUGUUGUUCCCCUGUACUGCUUCGACCCGCGGCACUACCUGCGCACCCAUUGGUAUGGCUUCCCGAAGACAGGACCCCACCGGCUCAGGUUUUUGCUGGAAAGUGUGAAGGAUCUAAGGGAAACGCUCAAGAAAAAAGGAAGUACUCUUGUUGUGAGGAAGGGGAAGCCGGAAGAUGUGGUCCGUGAUCUGAUUACUCAGCUGGGCUCUGUCAGUGCUGUGGUUUUCCAUGAAGAGGCCACACAGGAGGAGCUGGAUGUGGAAAAGGAGCUGUUCCAGGUGUGUAGUCAGCAUGGGGUGAAGGUUCACACAUUCUGGGCAUCCACGCUGUAUCAUCGGGAUGACCUUCCCUUCAGACCUAUUGCCAGGUUGCCCGAUGUCUACACCCAUUUCCGAAAAGCCGUGGAAUCUGAGGCAAAGGUCCGGUCAACCCUGCGGAUGGUAGAUCAGCUACAGCCUCUGGCUCCAGGGGUGGAAGAAGGGUGUAUCCCUACAAUGGAGGAUUUGGGGCAGAAGGAUCCUGACACGGAUCCACGAACAGCCUUCCUUGGCAGUGGAGGAGAGACCCAGGCUUUAAUGAGACUGCAGUAUUAUUUCUGGGACACGAACCUGGUUGCGUCUUACAAGGAGACUCGGAAUGGACUGGUGGGAAUGGAUUACUCAACCAAAUUUGCACCAUGGCUGGCACUGGGCUGCAUUUCACCUCGAUACAUCUAUGAGCAGAUCAAGAAGUAUGAAAAAGAGAGGACAGCAAAUCAGAGCACAUACUGGGUCCUCUUUGAACUGCUGUGGCGGGAUUACUUUCGAUUUGUGGCCUUGAAGUAUGGCAGAAGGAUUUUCUCAUUAAGAGGGCUUCAAAGUAAAGAGGUUCCCUGGAAAAAGGACCUGCAGCUUUUUGACUGUUGGAAAGAGGGCAAAACAGGGGUUCCUUUUGUGGAUGCCAACAUGCGAGAGCUGGCUGCAACAGGCUUCAUGUCUAACAGAGGACGGCAGAAUGUCGCCAGCUUUCUCACAAAGGACCUGGGUCUGGACUGGAGGAUGGGAGCAGAAUGGUUUGAAUACCUGCUGGUGGAUUAUGAUGUUUGUAGCAAUUAUGGCAACUGGUUAUACAGUGCUGGUGUUGGCAAUGACCCACGGGACAACAGGAAGUUUAACACGGUUAAGCAAGGCCUGGAUUACGAUGGCAAUGGGGAUUAUGUCCGGCUGUGGGUCCCAGAACUACAGGGCAUAAAGGGAGCAGAUAUCCACACCCCUUGGGCACUGAGCAGUGCUGCUCUCUCCCAGGUGGGAGUAACUCUAGGUGAGACAUAUCCACAGCCAAUUGUGACAGCCGCAGAGUGGAGCCGACACAUCAGCCAGAGGCCCGGAAGAAGUCCCCACCCCAGGGGCAGGAGAGGACCUGCACACUCACCAGUGCAGCACAAGGUCAGAGGGAUAGAUUUUUACUUUUCUCGCAAGAAAGAAGCAUGAUGAAGGCUGCCCAUCCACAAGCCUGCUGGGAAGGUGCUUGGGGGGAGCGUUCACUGCUGAAGAUGCCAGGGGAGCGGUUAAUCUUGAUCCAAGACAAUGACACAAGUCUGGCCGCAGCAGAGUACGUCGGGAUGUGCCUGUUCAUUGUUCCCAGGGCCAUGAGCUGGAUGUGGAUGUGUGGAGGUUGGGUAUUAGCACUGGCUGUGGUGAUCAGAUCUUGUGUUUUCGCUGUAGUACUGAGGCUGUGAGCUCCUGGGCAGUUCACCCAUUGCUCCCCAGGAGUGGCUGCCCUUCAGUGCUGAGGCUGUGACUGCCAUGGGCAGUGUGUUCCUCUCACCUUUGUGAAGUCCAUUGGUUGAAAGGGACUCUCUAAUUGAUACUAAUCAACAAAAUUGUGUGGCUUUUCUAUUUGGAGGAAGCGUGGCUGCUUUUCCAGGGCCUCUUGCCACUGGUGCUUACGGCUGUUACAGCUAAAUUUCCACUUCCCUUUACAAACUGAAGCAGAUGAUAGUUUAUGUGGCAGGUGUUCAGUCAGAACUCUUUCUAGUGAACUUUCUUACGCUGAUUUUUCAUGGUCUAAAGCUUAAAAACUACC